CACAAGAUCCUAUCGUGACCUUCCCUUUUCACGACCUUCUACAAAGCACAGAGUACUCGUUGAAGAACAUCAUUCGCGCUAGAUUAUUCCCGUGUGAGUGUUUGUUCCGAUAAUUGCCAUACACCAGAAUGCUUUGGAACAGCUCAUUGUUGCACUCAUUCCGACCGUUGGUCUCUUCUCUGCCACCCGUGUUGAUAACAGGUACCUGGGUAUGCGGAGUACCUUUCCUGUGAUACCGCUUCUCGGUCUUGGUACCUGUGGCCUGGGCCCCUCAUGCGACUGUAUCAUGUUGGUUCUGGUUCUGGUCCUCCUUGUGCUGCUGCUGCUGCUGCUAGUAACUGCUACACAGAAUACAGAGCAGAUAUCGGGCAUCUUGCCUACUCGUACAAAGUUGGCUUCUCAACCAUCUAUUGUCCGUGCUGGAUACAACGACUUCUCACCGCCAAUUGUCGUGCACGGCAUCUGGCGACUUGACUGGCCCCCGUGGGGUUUCGCUUACCCUUUAGCAGAAGCUUGGUAGCCGUCCAACAUCUUGGGUCUUUGGGUGUUCUCGUAGGGCCGUGCAGCAUCUUGUCUUGAUUUGCUUGACUAUUGAGUUUCUUGCCAUGCUCCUCCCGCUCUGUUCACUCGCGAGUCGCUGCUCAUGGCCCAUGGGUCCCACGGAAUGAUGUUGAGAGUAUGCACUUCCUUGAAGUUCCUUUCUUUCACCUUUCCUUUGACCUUGGACCAUGACCCUGUCGAGAAUACCAACCGAGUACGAGGCGAAAUAAACCUUGCACUUUAGCCAGCCAAACAGGAUGGCCAGCAGAGCAAACAGAUUGGAAACAUCAGAUCCCUUCCCUCUCAACCGGCAUGUCCUGUUUCCGACCGCCGUAAAAUC
Messenger RNA from Aaosphaeria arxii CBS 175.79, 880 nucleotides. RefSeq lists its product as uncharacterized. Bases 287 to 520 code for a protein of 77 amino acids. Lineage: Eukaryota; Fungi; Ascomycota; Dothideomycetes; Pleosporales. The transcript has a single exon. The record is from RefSeq and is a predicted model, not a curated record.